UUGCAAUUAAUUUGGUAACUGAAUUUGAAUUUGAAUUUGAAUUUGGAAAAUCAAAAUUGACACAAUUAGAACAAGUAGAAGAGGAAAAAGAAGGAGAAAACGGGUGGGGAGGCAUAUAGGAACAUUAUGAACCUACCCUUCUCGUGUUCUUAGUCUCAUUGUGCCUCCCCUCAGAUCUUAGUUUUAUGAUUGCUUGAUUGUGGAUUGAUUCACUGGUCGGUGAAGGAUCCGAUGUUUCCUAAUUGAAUCCGAGAAUACCCUUUUUUAGAGUAAACUAAUAUUGUCAUAAUUUUAAGAUAAAAUGCAAUCAGAUAAUGGCAAAUUAUUUAUUGGUGGAAUAUCAUGGGAUACAAAUGAAGAGCGGCUCAAGGAGUAUUUUAAUAAUUAUGGGGAGGUCAUGGAAUCAGUGAUAAUGAAGGAUCGGACAACAGGUAGAGCCCGGGGAUUCGGUUUCAUUGUUUUUUCUGACCCAGCUGUUGCUGAAAGAGUCAUAAAAGAGAAGCACAACAUUGAUGGAAGGAUGGUUGAGGCAAAGAAAGCUGUCCCUAGAGAUGACCAGAACAUACUGAGCAGAAACAGUGGCAGUGUACAUGGUUCUCCAGGUCCAUGCCGCACAAAAAAGAUAUUUGUUGGAGGUUUAGCAUCAACAGUAACAGGGAGUGAUUUCAAAGAGUACUUUGAUCAGUUUGGGAAUAUAACAGAUGUUGUAGUGAUGUAUGAUCAAAACACUCAGAGACCAAGAGGGUUUGGAUUUAUCACUUAUGAUUCUGAGGAAGCUGUUGACAAAGUCUUACUCAAUACUUUUCAUGAAUUGAAUGGUAAGAUUGUAGAGGUCAAGCGGGCAGUUCCUAAGGAGCUAUCUACAGGACCAAACCACAGCCCACUUGGAGGAUAUAACUAUGAUCUUAGUAGGGUUAGUAGCUUCUUAAAUGGCUUCACUCAGGGAUAUACUCCAAGUAAUGUUGGAGGGUAUGGCCUUCAGGUGGAUGGUAGAUUCAGUCCUGUUUCUAGUGGUCGAAGUGGAUUUGCUCCAUUUGGUUCUGGUUAUGGAAUGGGUAUGAAUUUUGAGUCUGGUUUGAACCCUGAAUUUGGGGCAAAUGCGAAUUUCAAUAGUAAUCUUAGCUAUGGUCGAGGAUUAAACUUAAAUCCUUAUUAUAUUGUCAGUUCAAAUAGGUCUAGUAGUCCUAUCGGGUACGAUGGUGGCAAUGGUGGAAACAAUUCUUUCUUCAGCUCUGUGACUCGAAAUUUGUGGGGGAAUGGUGGCCUUAGUUAUGGAACAAGCUCUGCUAGUUCCAGCGCAUACAUUGGAUCAGGGAGUGGGAGAGUUGGAGGAAACACAUUUGGCAAUACUGGAGUCAACUGGGGUUCUUCAUCAAUUUCUGUUCUAGGGGGAGGGAACAAUGUAUCACAAAGUAGUGGCAACCUUGGCUUUGGAGGUGCAGGCAACAAUUAUGGUUUGGGGACUGGAGGGUACGCAAGAAGCAGGGGUACCAAUAUACCCCCAAUGUCGUCGUACUCUGUGUCAAAUGGUGGUUACGAUGGGGCUUUUUCUGACUUUUACAAUAGUAGUUCAGUUUAUGGUGACCCCACUUGGCAAUCUUCAAAUUCUGGGCGAGAUGGAUCUGGUCCCUUUGGUUAUGGACUUGGCGGUGCAGCUUCAGAUGUUUCUACCGAAAGUUCUCCAGGUUAUGUUGGAGGCUAUACAGUUAAUAAGAGGCAGCCAAAUAGGGGAAUUGCUACAUAGGAUGAUCAUUUCGAAGACAGGAACUUAUAGGUAAAAGAUAAUCCAGUGAAGCAGGUGAAUUGUGAAUUUUGCACACCACUGUUACUGUAUUUCGGUAAAGACAUAAGAUGUUUGGUUAUCUAGAGUUAAUUGGAUUACUUGUUUUGAGGAUUCAGUUACAGAGAAUAGAAGUUACAAGAAGUGUUAAUGCUUGAGUUUUUUUAGUUACUGUUUCUUUUUUUCUUUUUCUUUUUUAAUUUUGAGUUACUGUCUAGGUUUUUGAGAUUUUGGGAUUUGAGUGAAAUGUAAAAUCUGGUUGCAGGAUAUAGUGGAACUGUAUCAUGCAUCACUUGUGA
Molecule: messenger RNA, 2079 nt
Organism: Gastrolobium bilobum
Lineage: Eukaryota; Viridiplantae; Streptophyta; Magnoliopsida; Fabales; Fabaceae
Product: heterogeneous nuclear ribonucleoprotein 1-like
Exons: 5
Coding region: 302-1744 (480 amino acids)
Molecular function (GO): RNA binding
Source: RefSeq, a predicted model, not a curated record